AUGGCUUCACUGGCGCAAAAGAUGGAUGGCCUCAAGGUCACCGACACCUUCUACGUCACGGACUCCGAGGGAAACGUCGCGGAGCUUUCCGUGGCUGCUGCCGAGGUUAACAACUCCGGGGUACGGUCGCUUGAGCCCCUUCUCGAGGGAUUCAAGAAAGCCGUGGGGGGCUCCAACGUGGAGCAGGCGGAAGGUGCGCUCAACGCCAUGACGCACUUCAUCAAGGAGUGCCCCGUGGCUGAGCCGUACAUGGCGUCGCUGCUGCCGAUCGUACUCAAGGCGGCGUCGCACAAGGCGAAGAACGUCCAGAAGGCCGCAACCAUCACCGGCGAGACGUUCGCGGCGAAGAUGUCGCCGAACGCCGUGGCGGCCGUGCUUCCUGACCUGUUCGCUUGCCUGGACGUCGGGCAAAACUGGCAAACGCGUGUGCUGGCUCUCAACAUCAUCACCUCCUUCAGCGACCACGCCUCACACCAGCUGGGAUACAACCUGCCGGAAGUAGUACCCGCGCUGACGCCGUGCAUUGGCGACACCAAGAAGCAGGUCAAGACCGCUGCGGUCGCGGCCAUGACCGCGGCAUGCGACGUCAUCGGCAACCGAGACAUGGAGCACAUGACCACCGACAUCGUUAAGGCCGUGAUCAACCCGGGCACUGUGCCGGAGAUCAUGCACAACCUGGCGAGUGUCGCCUUCGUGCAGUCGGUGGAGAGUCCCGCGCUGGCUAUGGUGGUGCCCCUCCUUCUCCGUGGGCUGCGCGUGAAGGAAACUGCCACCAAGCGCCAGUCAUCUGUCAUCAUCGAGAACAUGAGCAAGCUGGUGGAUGAACCGACGGACGCGGCUCCUUUCUUGCCUCUUCUGAUGCCCGCCCUCGAGAAGGCUGCCGGCACCAUCGCAAACCCGGAGGCGCGCGGUAUUGCGGACCGCGCCUACGCGCAGUUGAUGCGUCUUGACGGCUUGUGCAAGAUCAGCAAGUCGAAGAAGUCCGACAUGGCGUUGGUUUCCGCUGCCAUCAGGACUGUGGCUCCCUCCCUCGCCAAGGAUGACUUCACGGACAUCGCCGUGUCCUACGUCGCCUCCAUGUGCUGCACGCUGAUGGACCUCAAGCAGACCACUGACGAGGAAUGGGCUGGUGUUGGCGAGCUGUUGGCCCUUCUUGUGAAGAAUCUUCCUAGCGACGCCACCGCGACUCUCAAGUCGAAGUGCGCAGAGAUGAUGGUUGCCGAGGAGGCUGUGGACGAUGACGAGGAUGCGGAGGAGCUUUGCAACUGCCAGUUCACCCUGGCGUACGGCACCAAAAUUCUCCUGCACAACACCAAGAUGAGGCUGAAGCGCGGUAAGAACUACGGUCUCCUUGGUGGGAACGACUCUGGCAAGAGCACCCUGAUGCGGGCAAUCGCGAACGGUUCUGUCGAGGGAUUCCCCGACCCAUCCGAGGUGCGCACGGUGUUCGUCGAGGCGGACAUCCAAGGCGAGCAGUCUCAUCUUUCGUGCGUCGACUACGUGAUGGCGGACGAGAAGAUCCAGCGCAUUGGUAUCGACCGUGCGCAGGUGACGGAGGUGCUGGCCACGGUCGGUUUCACCGAAGACGGGAAGGCCAAGCCUAACCACGCGGUGUCCACGCUGUCGGGAGGAUGGCGCAUGAAGCUGGCCAUGGCACGUGCGAUGCUCCAGAAGGCGGACAUCCUUUUGCUGGACGAGCCGACCAACCACUUGGAUGUCAUCAACGUGGCGUGGGUGAAGAACUACCUCAACAGCCUCACCAACGUCACGGCGAUCAUGGUGUCGCACGACUCUGGUCUCCUCAACGACUGCUGCAGCCACAUCCUUUCGAUCGAGAACCUGAAGCUUGUCAACUUCAAGGGAAACCUGAACGAGUUUGUGGCGGUAAACCCGACGGCCAAGUCGUUCUUCGAGCUCAAGGCGUCCAAGCUGAAGUUCAACUUCCCGCAGCCCGGGCCGAUCGAGGGCGUCAAGUCCAAGGGUAAGGCGCUGAUGAAGAUGGCACACUGCGACUUCACGUACCCCGGCAACACCGUGCCCACCCUCUUCGACAUCUCUGUCCAAGUCUCUCUGUCGUCGCGUGUUGCGUGUGUGGGCGAGAACGGCGCGGGGAAGUCGACCAUGAUCAAGGUGCUGACUGGCGAGGUUGUACCGCAGACCGGCGACGUGUGGCGGCAUCCCAAUGCGCGAGUAGCUUACUUGGCGCAGCAUGCCUUCCACCACAUCGAGGACCACAUGAACAAGACCCCGAACGAGUACAUCCGGUGGCGGUUCGCCAACAACGGCGAGGACAAGGAAUCGUUGGUGAAGGUUUCCAUGGUGGUGACCGAGGAGGAAGAAAAGCUCCAGAAGACACAGUUUGAAGUCACGUGGACCGAUGAAGAAUCCGGCGUGGCGAAGAAGGCUAAGAAGGUUGUUGCCGAGCUCCUCGGCGGCCGUCGCCAGGACAAGACCAAGGAGUACUUGUACGAGGUUCGGUACACCGUGGCCAGCGACGCUCCCAACUACCUUCCCAGGAAAAAGCUCGAGAAGCAGGGAUGGGGGAAGGCCAUCAAGGCCAUCGAUGCGCGUAUCGCCCAGACAAGCGGCCUGUACGUGCGACCGCUGUCCUCCUCCAACGUGGAGAAGCACCUCGCGGAUUGCGGCCUGGCGGCAGAGUUCGCCACUCACACCCGAAUGCAGGCGUUGUCGGGCGGGCAAAAGGUGAAGGUUGUGCUGGCUGCUGCCAUGUGGAACCAGCCUCACAUCCUUAUCCUCGACGAGCCCACCAACUACCUGGACCGUGAGUCUCUUGGGGCACUUGCGUGCGCCAUCGACGAUUUCCAGGGAGGUGUAGUGAUCAUCUCACACAACAACGAAUUCGUGAGCACGGUCUGCCCGGAGGAGUGGGUGAUGGACUCGGGCCGGCUGGAGACGAAGGGUGACGCAGGGUGGAUGGAACGCCAGGAUGAGAAGAUCAGCGACCAGGCUGUGAUCAAGGAAGUAACGGAUGCCGCAGGGAACGUAUCCAAGGUGAAGGGCCCCAAGAAGAAGCUCUCCAAGCGCGACCACAAGGCACUGGCGAAGCGAAUUAAGGCGAAGAUCAACGAAGGCGCCGAGCUCGAGAGUGACGAGGACGAGUUUGCAACGGAGAACGAUCUUUACUGAUGUGAUCAGUGAAGUAGAUUGAAGGUUGCUGUUCGUUUUCAUACCUUGCGUUCCACCCAACUUGCGGCUGACCUUUGAAGCGGUUCGAGUUCGUCUGUGUCUACUUUGUCGUGUUGGUGCGAGCGGACAGUUGUUCGUGAGGCAUCGUUUGGUUGUGUUGAUAUUUUGGGCGUGAUGUGCUUCUCUUUGACGAGGCGAAAAGAAUAUUCCGGUAGGGUCGAGUUCUUUUGAGCACGUAUUUCAUGAGUUGGUCUGACACUCUCGUGUGAUUUACUGGAUUUUAUGCCUUCGCGGGAAAUCGAAGCGUUGUUACCCUCUACGAGCAAGCCUUUCUGGGAUGCAAUCGAUGGAUUUAAUUUAGCUGUUGCAGCACACCGUCGUACGGAAGUGAAACCGGUCACACCGAUAACAUGAUGCAGUGUGUUCCCCAAGCGCUCAAAGUUUACAAAUUAUUUUGUAAAUGCCGGGUGCUCGCUGCGGCUGCAUAUUCCCGUUCGCAUAGGGCGGCUUUUGGCUGGCCGCCACAUGGGGAUGACGAGCUGAUGAUUUACCUUUCCCCGUAGAUGGGCUGAACAUCCUGGCCGUGGAAUGGCAAUGAAGGCAUGGACUUUCAUAGUGGGCGUAAUUAAGCAAGCCAUUACCACGAUCAACACAUGAAUGCGAUACACACCAGGACAUCGCCCGCACUUGAGAAUUUUAUGCUCAACAGUGGAGUAAAUAAAGACCUUCCGCAAGGUUUGUGAACGCCGAUGGAUACGGACCCCUACAAUCAAGUAGCACCUUAGAGCGGCCAUGUGCCAUCCACCAGAACAGAGCAUCCGAACUCAAGGCUCAGCCAGAAUAAACUACAGGACAUGAGCGGAAGUUAUAAUAUCUUCACGCGCAGAAGAAUAUGCACCAAACGAUCGAACAAACGCAUGAUAAAAAUACUCGGACAUUUUCGUUGUGCCUACCCACAGUUGCCACACGAUGUGAUCUGUCCUCUUGCUACAUUGUGCCACCUUCUGCUGCUUUCUGUGCGCCAUCGUGUGGUGUAAACUCCGGAGUACGACGCGGUGUGGUAACAACCUUCACAGCCAAGAAGCACAAACCUCGUGUGACUUGUAACCAAAACACAUGGCUCUUCACACGAGAUGCGUAUUCACAUCGUGGUUGAAAGUAGAAGCAGAAAACGUGAUGGAAGCCCGGAACCCCCUGAGCAAGUGCAGGAAAGAAAAUUCACACUACAAAUGUCAGUGCGUUCACCAUGCAUGCCCAUCUCCGUCUUCACCCCUACGAUUCCUCCCACCUAGAAACAGCGAUGCCGCCCCGAAAACGCUCUGAACACGCGCAUUUUGUGCACUCAACACGCUACCUAGCCCGGCCAGAGCUUGCCUUCCAGCUUCUAAACCACGAGCCUGAGCGGAGGCGCCUGGCCCGUCUCCGCUUGCUGGUGCGCCAGACUUUAUCCCUACCGAAUUUCUACUUCGGGAUGAAGGGACCCCCUGAGCAAGUGCAGGAAAGAAAAUUCACACUACAAAUGUCAGUGUUAAGCCUUAACGUUCACUAUGCCCAUCUCCGUCUUCACCCCUACGAUUCCUCCCACCUAGAAACAGCGAUGCCGCCCCGAAAACGCUCUGAACAUGCGCAUUUUGUGCACUCAACACGCUACCUAGCCCGGCCAGAGCUUGCCUUCCAGCUUCUAAACCACGAGCCUGAGCGGAGGCGCCUGGCCCGUCCCCGCUUGCUGGUGCGCCAGACUUUAUCCCUACCGAGUUUCUACUUCGGGAUGA
Molecule: messenger RNA, 4919 nt
Organism: Ectocarpus siliculosus
Lineage: Eukaryota; Phaeophyceae; Ectocarpales; Ectocarpaceae
Source: the annotation of a GenBank genome assembly